UCAAAGCAAGGAUGUUCUACCCUGAUGUGUGUGUUUAUAGGCGUUUCUGAUAGUUAGAGAGAAUUUGCACGCUAAUAAUCGUUUGAUUUUAUAUCCAUGAUAAUCGCUUAUUAUUCAAAAAGUUUGUUUUAUGUGGAACUGUAAGAUGUUAUAAAUAGCGUAAUGACUUUAAUGUUAUAUGCAACUCUCAAAAUGUUUAUUUUCUAGCGAAAUGCUUUUAUUCUCAACAAGGCAACUAAGUUUUUCCAGGCUUUUAUGGUUAUUUAUGAGGAUGGGAAGGAUUAUAUGAUAAAAGCAUCCUCGUAGAAAUGGGAAAAUGGGAGUUGACAAUGGAGCCUGUUCAGGAGUGGGGUGAGGAGCAUGAAGAUGGGGCGGUGUUUGGGAUCACCCUGCGCAGAGAGCCGGUUCAGCAGUCGGCCGAUCCUACAGAGGCCUUCGUUCAGUACCGAACAUGUAAAGUACGCAGGUUAAAAGCGGCUACGCUGGACAAGCUGGUCUCUCACCUUCUGGACCCCUGCUGUCAGGAGCAAGACUAUGGCAGGAUACUGCUGUCCACGUAUCGCACCUUCACUAGCUCCAACAAACUCAUCGAGAUGCUCCUCCAGAGGGACAACCUGGCCUCUGCGCUUGACAGCACCAAUUACCCUAACAGCUCUUUGUGGACUGUGCUUCAGAUGUGGUUGGAGGAGUACAGUGAUGAUUUGAGGGAUGCUCCCAUGCACUCGUCCCUGCGUCUCAUGUGCUUACAGCUGAGAGGACACCCCGCUUUCUUCCCCCUGGCCAAGCACUAUGAAACGCUCCUUAAGAACUUCCAGGCUGAAGGUGGUCCAGUUGAUCAAAUAGAAGAAUCAGCCUUGAAUAAAGGGGUCUAUGAGGCAGAUAUCCUGGCAGAUUUCAUGGGUUUCUCUGUUACGGGUGUUGCUGAACAGCUCACGCGAAUGGACGCUGACCUGUUUAUGAAGGUGGUCCCUUUCCAGUGUCUGGGCUGUGUGUGGUCUCAACGGGACAAGAAGGAGAACCUCUCACCCACUAUUUGGGCCACCAUCGCCCAGUUCAAUGCGGUCACCAACUGGGUCAUCACUUCUCUGCUUCGAUCCUCGUCGUCUGUCACGCAAAGAGCCAGAGUCAUUGAGAAAUGGGUUGGGAUUGCACAGGUGUGCAGAGAGCUGAAGAACUUCUCUUCUGUUAAGGCCAUUUUGUCUGCGCUUCAGUCCAACCCCAUCUAUAGAUUAAGGAAGACAUGGGCUGCUGUCAGCAGAGAGGCCAUGUCUGUCUUUGGGAACCUGUGUGAAACGUUCCCAGAUGAGAACUGUGUUCUGACCAGCCGAGAAAUCUUUGUGGAUGAUGGGAGUCAAACUGACAUGGAUAACACUACCACAAAAACAUCCAAGAGAUGCCCUCUAACGAAACAGAUGAGCUCAGCUGGAGGGACGGUUCCAUAUCUGGGGACAUACCUUACAGUACUGACCAUGCUGGACACUGCCCUACCGGACACUGUGGAGGGUGGCCUCAUUCAUUUUGAAAAGAGGAGACGGGAAUAUGAGAUUUUAAGGCAGAUCCGUCAGCUGCAGGCAUUGUGUUCCCAGUAUGUUUUACCUCAUCAUCCACAGAUUGCUGCCUGGCUACAGAGUCAGAAACUGCUGUCGGAUCAGGAAAGCUAUGAAUUUUCCAGACGGCUGGAGACUCCUCAUGACACUUCUCCAUCCAACAGCGGUUGGAGGCACCGAACUCUCGCCAAAAAGCUCUCAUCGCUCUUAUCAGGUAACGAGGGGUCCAAAAAGAACGCAGACCAGAUCAGUGUGUCCUCGGCAGGAUCCAGCGGCUCUGAAAUUGAGGAAAUAUCCGCUUCUCAAUCAGCGUCUUUUAUAGCACCGUCUCUUUCCAGCUGUGGUCAGAACACUGAGGCUUUUCCCUUGUCUUCCUCUCCUGAUUCCUCCACCAUGUCUAGUUCAUCCUCCAGCUCUCAGCAGGACCUCAACCUGAAUCCAUCUUCCUCCUCCUCCUCUUCAGCGUCAGCUGACCCGCACCUGGUCUCCUCUCACAAGCGCUCGGUCUCUAUGACCUCCCUGCCCUUCUACAACAGACAGGUGGACGACUCGUGCAUCAUCAGGGUCAGCGUGGAGUUCUGCAACAAUGGAAACAUGUACAAGAGCAUACUGUUGACCAGUCAGGAUAAGACGGUCCAGGUGAUCCAGAGAGCGCUGCAAAAACACAACCUGGAGGAUGUUAGUGAGCAGAACUUCACCCUCGUACAAGUUCUGGCCCAAGGCAGAGAGUUGCAUAUUCCAGAAAAGGCCAACGUAUAUUAUGCCAUGUCUACAUCAGCCAACUACGACUUCGUUCUACGUCGAUGCCCAAAAGGCCAGCGGAAACAACUCAUACGCUCUGUUUCACUGUCAUCAGGACGAGCCACAAAAUAACAGCGAAUUCAGCUUUGAUUCUGGAGGAAUCAUAUUUAAUGCAACAGUUAUUGAAAACUGUCAAGACAUGUCAUCCAGACACAAAUGGAGAUGUCUGAGAUUGAAAGCAAGUCAUUUAAAGAAAAGAAAAAACAGCAUUCGCAAGCUAUAUUUCUGGGUGAAACAGGAUACUUAGUUAAUGAGCUUCAAAGGAAUAGUUCAACCAAAAAUGAACAUUUGCUCACCCUCAGGU
Sinocyclocheilus grahami is the source of this 2652-nucleotide messenger RNA. Its product is annotated as ral guanine nucleotide dissociation stimulator-like 1. The record is from RefSeq and is a predicted model, not a curated record. The transcript is spliced from 17 exons. Gene Ontology annotation, biological process: Ras protein signal transduction. Lineage: Eukaryota; Metazoa; Chordata; Actinopteri; Cypriniformes; Cyprinidae. Gene Ontology annotation, molecular function: guanyl-nucleotide exchange factor activity. Gene Ontology annotation, cellular component: plasma membrane. Bases 309 to 2420 code for a protein of 703 amino acids.